CACGGACAUACCAUACAUACAGGAAACCCAGGGGGAGAGGGAGUGAGAGAGUAGAGAGCGAGAGAAGCGGCUUACGGGUACGCUUAGUGGCGUGCUCAGAGAGGUGGGGGCGAUCGUUAACGGCGUGUACAUAUUUUGGAGGGUUCCUUCUCUCCUGAACCGAUCAAUCUAGGGUUAGGACUUUGGAUUUUCUAGCUCCUUUCCGUUCUUGAUUUUUAGCCUUUCCUGCUGCGGCUCACGGGAACGGUUAGACUGACUUGCGUGCUUAGUAGAGGAAUGGAGUCCACUCUCGUGAUCAAGGUCCAAUAUGGGGACACCCUGAGGCGGUUCAAUGCCCGCGUGAAUGGAAAUGAGAAUCUGGAUCUGGACAUGCUCGGUCUGAAGGCAAAGAUCUUCAGCCUCUUUGACUUCCCUACUGAUACUGAUGUGACGCUGACCUACAUUGACGAGGAUGGGGACAUAGUGACACUUGUUGAUGACGAUGAUCUGCGUGAUGUAAUGAGGCAGAACCUGAAAUUCCUGAAGAUUAUAGUGACGCCAAACACUGAGAGGAGAGGCAGGUCAUACGCCAGGUCCAGUGGAUGCUCUACACCACGGAGGUCACCCAGUGUGCAACAACCUAUUCCCAAUAUUCAUGCUGUUGUUGCAGAAGUUAUGAAGACUGUGCCAGAAACACUUCGAGAGGCGGUUUCGAAGCUCUCUGUGGACUUGCGUUCGAAAUCUACAUCCUCAAGUCCGACAAUCGUGGAAUUGGUUGAGCAGUUGGUGAAGAAGGGGGUGGGGCAUCCUUUCUUGAAUCCAGUCUCACAGGUGGGUGCUUCUGCAAGUUCUACGUCACCUGCUACAGCUGCUGAGGGCACCAAGGAGGCAGGCAUGCCACCAGAUGUGCUGCCUAAAGCAGCCAGUAGCACGUGCUCCAAAAAGAGUCCGCAUGGGGAUUCUGUAGCUGCUACUCCCAGUGUACACCCACCAGUUAUUGCUGAUCUGCAUCCGAUCGAUCUCAAUGUUGAUCCAACUGUGACCUUGAACCCUGCCAGUGAUAUGAAGGAGUCGCAGAAGGUUGGUGGAAAACCUGGUGGCUCUAGUUGCUCUGCAGGUUCAGCAGAAACUACUGCUCUUCCAAAUAGGAAUUUCCCACAGGCCAUGGGAUUUACAGGCAGCUCUAGUUUAUGCCCUUUUAGGGGAUUGCCUCUUCUGAAUGAGGGAAAUAUGCCCUCGCAUGGCAUGUGUCGUUCUAAAAGGGGCUGCAAGCCUACGGAUGUCGGUGGGGUAUUCCACAGGGGUAUUCGCUGUGAUGGCUGUGGCGUUCAUCCUAUCACUGGACCUCGGUACAAGUCACUUGUCAGGAAAGCUGAUUAUGACCUGUGCAGCAUCUGUUUUGCGGAAAUGGGACGCGAGGGUGACUAUAUUCGCAUAGACAAGCCCAUGUCUUUCAGAUCCAUGAGGGGUCUCAAGCAAGUACCUCAACCUUGGAUCCCGCCAACACUACCACAUGUGUUACGCCCUGCGUUCAAACGUGGUCAUCCCAAGCUAGACAGUCGCUUUGUUUCUGAUGUCACCAUAAUGGAUGGAACUGUCAUGGCCCCAUCAACCCCCUUCACCAAGAUUUGGCGUAUGCGCAACAAUGGCAACUUUGAUUGGGUUUCAGGCACAAGGCUUGUUUGGAUUGGAGGUGACAAUUUCAGUGAGAAGGAUUCGGUGGAAAUAGAGGUUCCUCCUCAGGGUGUCCACUUAGAUGAGGAACUUGAUAUUGCUCUUGACUUUGUUGCACCUGCCUCACCUGGUCGGUACAUCUCGUACUGGAGGAUGGCAUCUCCCUCUGGUCACAAAUUUGGGCAGCGGGUCUGGGUCCUUAUUCAGGUUGAUACUCCUGCAGAUGAUUCUGCUGACAAGACCUCUGGGGCUUUAAACCUGAAUCUGCCUCCUGAGACCAUUGGUACGAUACUGCAGGAGAUGAAUUCUCAGUUUGCUGGUGGUGUAGAUGACUUCUUCGGGCCCAGCAACUCCACUACAGCCGGCAAGCCAGUGCAACCGUUCGCGGAGGAGCAGCGGGGGAAAGAGCAGGAGCAAAACUUUCCUAUUGAUGAUGCUCUCUUGGUUGGAAAUGUUGCUUCAGCAUCUGCCCCUCCUGAGUCUUCUUCGACUAUCUCGUAUCCCAUCAUUGAUCCAUCUGAUGUGGGCGAAGUUGCGGCAUCGGUUCCUGCGCCUGCCACUCCAGCUGCACCAGCACCAGCACCUGCACCUGCACCUGCUUCUGCGCCUGCUUCUGCACCACUGUUCCCUGCCAAGGAAGCAGUGGUACCGUCUGGAAAUGCUGGUGCAAAGGGUGAUGUUGAGCAGAACCUUCUGAAGGAGCUGGCUGAGAUGGGAUUCAAGCAGGUCGACUUGAACAAGGAGGUCUUGAGGAUGAACUCAUAUGACCUGGAGCAGUCUGUGGAUGAUCUCUGUGGUGUUUCUGACUGGGAUCCUAUCCUCGAGGAGCUACAGGAGAUGGGUUUCUGUGACAAGGAGAUGAACAAGAGGUUGCUGAAGAAGAAUGAUGGGAGCAUCAGGCGGGUCGUGAUGGAUCUUCUCACCGGAGAGAAGGCUUAAGGGACUUCCUUUCUAUAGUUGAUAAAUAAAUAUAGAGAUGUGAGGGAACUGUUUUAGAAUAAAUAUACGUAUUUAUGUACUUGCAACUAAACUCUCUGUUGGGAUAGAUAUGCUUUCUAGUUGUCAUGUCGGGUUUGGAACUUCUCGCAGCUGUGGGCGGAAGUUCUCUUAGGUUUUGACUAUGCUCUGUAAGAGCUUUUAUUUGCAUCUCUACUUAUAUGCAAUAGAGACUGGGUUCGUGCUGUGUACAUUGUUAUUUGCUUA
Punica granatum (pomegranate) is the source of this 2856-nucleotide messenger RNA. NCBI's taxonomy places the organism in Eukaryota, Viridiplantae, Streptophyta, Magnoliopsida, Myrtales, Lythraceae. The record is from RefSeq and is a predicted model, not a curated record.